GAAUUUACCAACGAAGUUGCAAGUUUCAUACAACAGUGAGUCAAGUUCUGGUGACUGGUUCUGGCCGCUUGUAAAGAGCGUGACGAUCAAGGUACCCCACUGUCAUGAAUUCCUGGAGCACAUUGUGCUUCUUGAUCUGCCUGGUACUGGAGACUGCAAUAAGAUUAGAGAUGACCUGUGGAAAUCUAAACUGAGAGAGUGCUCUUCUGUGUGGAUUGUAAGUGAUAUCAAGCGAGCAAUCUCUGACAGAGACCCCUGGGGGAUAUUAAAGUACUGCAUUGAAGAACUGGGACCAGGAGGAAAAUGCAAAAGCAUCAAUUUCAUCUGUACAAAGACUGAUGAUAUCAAUCUAGGAGCGUAUAUUAGAUCUGCACGGCUUCCAAGAGACCAAAUUCCAGAAGACAAGGAUCAGAAAAAACCAUGCAUACUUCAUAGAAAUGAACAUGCCAAGACAAGGGUCAAAGAAAAGUUUGAAAAUUCUGAAAUCAAGAAAAUAUUCAACACUGACAAUCAGUUUCAAGUUUUUACUGUGAGUUCCAAUGCAUUCUUUGACCACAAUUUAAAUCUGGAAUCAAGUGAAACAGAAAUCCCAAAUCUGCAGGAUGAUCUGAGGAAUCUUAACAAGAGCAUUAAUAUAGAAUUGACCAGAGAAUAUGUCAAUAAAGUAAAGGGAGUUUUGUCCUUGAUCCAAAGUGGCCAGCUGGAUAAAGACAAGAAAAAGAUUGAAAUGAAAGUCAACAAAUUUAAGAAGAACCUAAAGGAGUCACUAUCUGAACUGGACAAAUAUUUUGUCAGCAUUUAUAAAGAUCUGGAGCAGCAUCUCUCAAAGGGACUGGAAGAAUCAGUGAGCUCAUGUGUUGCUUCCACAAAGAAAAUGAUAUCUAGUAAAGAUGGAAGGGGGUUCCAUAAAAUCCUUGGAGCUUUGUGCAAGAACUACGGAUGCUAUUGGUCCAAAAAUUGGGAUGUAGUUCUAGACCUGAACAAGACAUUGGCCAAACAUUUGCACAAAAACAUUUAUGAUGAUUUCUGUAAGAUUUUUCCUGUAACUGGAAAAACAGGAAAAUCAGUGCAGGAACAGAUUGACAAGUUCAGUAUCAUCCAGAGUGACUCUGCUUACCCCAGCUCUGACAUACUACAUCACAUUCACAACUUCAUCAAAAUAGAGGAAACCAAACUGAAGGCAGCGCUCAACAGAGACAUUGUUGACAAGAAGAAGGACAUCUACUCAUCAAUACAAAUAACAAUUGUGAAUGAAAUGGCUUCUUGCUAUCAGCAAGCUGCAGCUGUGAGAGGAACAGGAUCCAUGAAGAAAAUGCAAGACCUGUUAAUAAACACAGUCGAUCAGAAAAAAGAAGACAUGUUCAAAAAAGCAAAAAUGGAAGUGCUUAAAAAGUUCAAUAACUUAAAGCUGCACAUAAAGAGUACUCUUGAAAAUGAACUACAGAAAGCAAUAGAACGCUCACAAUCACAAAACAGCAAAAAGACACGGAUGGAUGUCUCCAGAGAGAUUGAAGAGCUGGAGAGACUUCUAGAUCAUCUGUCUGACUGAUGCUCAUCAAGCAAGAGAAACAGCACAAAUCACAAAAGAAACAUAACUACUGUAUUGUGCAACAAGUGUAACACAUUUACAGCCAAUGUUUUCUUUAGUUUUAGAACUUUUUUUUUUACUCAAAUGUGUUUGUUCAUUUCAUUUUCAUCAAAUUUCUGAACUUUGGGGUUUAUUAUAGGGGCUGCAUGAUAUACAAACUGUAUACUGAUUUGUUGUUUUUAUUAUAACUGUUUUACAGCAAGACAUAAAUUACACUUAAAAAUGUAACUGUCUAAUUUUCAAGAACCUGAAUAGGCUACAUUUGAUUAAUUUACAGUAUAGAUUGUAAUGUAAUUGCAAAGGCCUUUCUGAAACAUAUGCAGUAGUGACAGUCAAGACAGGCUGUCAAGAUAUUUCAAAUUUCUUGAUGUAUUUACAGUGUUAGAAAAGCUUUGUCAGAAUAAAAAAUACAUUCUUGUCUUCCCAAUAUUGACGUACUGUAUCUGAGUGAAACGACUUCUCAAACAAGAAGAAAAAAUAGGACGGGGCUUGAUUGUCAAGCGAGAACUGAGUGGAUUGUACAAAGUGUAUAAAGUUUGCUAAUUGCUGCGAUUGUUGCAUGUGAGUGACAAGUUGUUGGUGGGGAGGGAUUGAAACCCCUGAUUUAUAACAGAACAAUUAUACAUAACAUAUAUAUAGAUCCAUGAUUGAAAUGCAUGUGGUUAACUAGUAGUGUAUUUCCUGAGUAACACAGGAAUGUUAUGUGAGUCAACAUCAAAACUACUGCUGUUGAUGUUCAUAAUGUACCUCAUCCAAAUAUGGUAAUGCUGAUGCUGUUGAAAUGUUAAUAAUUAUUCAUGAUUGUCUUGAUCAUAAAAACUUA
This is a messenger RNA of Sinocyclocheilus grahami, 2411 nucleotides long. RefSeq names its product nuclear GTPase SLIP-GC-like. Bases 728 to 1549 code for a protein of 273 amino acids. The record is from RefSeq and is a predicted model, not a curated record. Lineage: Eukaryota; Metazoa; Chordata; Actinopteri; Cypriniformes; Cyprinidae. The transcript has 13 exons. Gene Ontology annotation, molecular function: GTPase activity.